Molecule: messenger RNA, 2608 nt
Organism: Pelobates fuscus (common spadefoot toad)
Lineage: Eukaryota; Metazoa; Chordata; Amphibia; Anura; Pelobatidae
Gene: FRK
Product: fyn related Src family tyrosine kinase
Exons: 8
Coding region: 435-1997 (520 amino acids)
Biological process (GO): innate immune response; protein phosphorylation; cell surface receptor protein tyrosine kinase signaling pathway
Cellular component (GO): extrinsic component of cytoplasmic side of plasma membrane
Molecular function (GO): signaling receptor binding; ATP binding; non-membrane spanning protein tyrosine kinase activity
Source: RefSeq, a predicted model, not a curated record
ACUGAGGGUGGAGUUAGGAAUGAAAGGCAAACAUACCUUUCUCCAGGAAGUAAAGUCAGCAUUCUCGUAGGUACAGUGUUAAACACUUGAUCCAGCCAUUCCUUUCAUUAUGAAGAACAGAACAGACCUCACUGACUGAUCCGAGAGCACAUUAGACGGUAAUGUACAAUAUCUGCACUUAGAAAUUAGCAGAUUCUGGAAGAUAACUGCUACUGACUAUCUGCCAUUUUUGAAAAAUAAAUCAAACAAACAAAAACCAUUGAUAUACAACAGUCUGGCUUGGUGGAAUCCAAUGAUUUUUUGAGAUUUGUUCGCACAUGUUUGGAUUAACCAGCAUUGCCAUGUUUUUUUUGUUAACAAGGUGAAACUCUGAGAUAAUUCACAGCCAUUUCUGUAACCGAACCCAGGAAUUACUACAGGAAGGGACCUCAAAGAUGGGGAACUGUUGUAGAAAGAAUUGUGGUGCACUGAAAUGUGUGAUACCUUGUCUCUUCAACAAUAGACAAGAUGUUUACAAAAAAGAUGACAUUGUCAUUGCAAAUAUACAUACGUUUCCACACGAAAAUGUUAUCCCGGAUGGCCCACCCUUCGAUCCGAACAAUCACAUCACCAUACAAAGAAACCCAACAACUUAUGUGGCUCUGUAUGAUUAUGAGGCUCGUGCAAAUGAGGAGCUGACUAUUUCUGUUGGGGAUCAGAUGUACAUUGUGGAUAUAAGUCAUAAUGGCUGGUGGAAAGCUAGGCUAUUGAAAUCCAAAGGAAAAUAUGAAGGAUAUAUCCCAUCAAACUAUGUCGCUCCAAUGUCCAGUCUCGAGUCACAACCGUGGUUCUUUAAUGACCUCAAGCGUGCAGAAGCUGAAAGACUUCUUAUUUCCUCUGAAAACAAGCAGGGAUCAUAUUUAAUUCGAGAAAGUGAAAGUCAGAAGGGGGAUUUCUCUCUCUCUGUGUAUGAUGGCUCUGUUGUGAAACACUACAGAAUCAAAAGGCUUGACAAUGGAGGAUUUUAUAUAACUACAAGGAAUAUGUUUACAACUUUAAAUGAACUUGUUCAAUAUUAUUGUAAACACGCUAACGGACUUUGUUGCAAACUCACAGAGCCAUGUGUAAAGGCAGAAGCUCCGAUGCCUCCAGAUUUGUCCUAUAGUACAGCAGAUCAUUGGGAAAUCGACCGAAACUCGCUGAAGUUUUUGAAAAAGCUUGGGCAAGGCCAGUUUGGUGAAGUAUGGGAAGGAUUGUGGAACAACACUAUAUCAGUUGCCAUAAAAACACUGAAGUCAGGAUCAAUGAAUCCACAGGACUUUUUAAGAGAGGCACAAAUUAUGAAGAACCUCAGACAUCCACGACUUAUCCAGCUCUAUGCGGUCUGUAGUUUGGAAGAACCAGUGUAUAUUAUAACGGAACUCAUGAGGCAUGGAAGUUUGCUUUCGUACCUCCAAAAUGACAAUGGGGAAACCAUCAAAGUGCCUCAACAGGUGGACAUAGCUGCACAAGUAGCUUCGGGCAUGGCUUAUCUAGAAACACAGAACUUUAUCCACCGGGAUCUUGCAGCCAGAAAUGUACUUGUCGGGGAAAACAGUGUUUACAAAGUAGCUGAUUUUGGACUUGCCAGGGUAUUUGAGGAUGAUAAUAAUGUUUACGAGGCCAAAAAUGACGUCAAGCUUCCACUUAAAUGGACAGCACCAGAAGCAGCACGUAAAAACAAAUUCAGUGUAAAGUCGGAUGUCUGGGCAUUUGGUAUCCUCAUCUUUGAAAUUGUUACAUAUGGAAAGAUGCCUUAUCCUGGCUUAAACGGGAGGCAAGUGUUAGAUAAGCUGGAGCAGGGAUAUAGGAUCCCAAAACCACUGAACUGUCCUUUGGAUUUGUAUAAUAUCAUGUUGGAAUGUUGGAAUGCAAGUCCCGAAGACAGACCAACAUUUGAAACAUUACAGUGGAGAUUAGAAGAUUUUUUUGAAAAUGAAGCUUCGUCUUACAUGGAUUCAAAUGCAUUUGCAAAUUGAGAUCUGGAAAAAGUACAAAGAAAGGAAUUCUGGAAGUUCCCAUGAUUGAUCCCUCCUCUCAGUGAUGGACAAGUAAUUCAGUGUCAAGGAGAAGACUAGUUGGUCAUUACAGUUUCCCAGACUUCUUCAACAGUGAAGGACAAUCCAAAUUCAAUGUCAUUUCAACGCUUUAUUGAACUGACACACUGCUAUCUUAACAAAAUGCAGCAACAUUUGUCAUAAAAUAAAAUUGAUAUUUCAAAAGUGUAUAUUAUAUGUUGGAACAGGGCAGGAUUCUGAAAAAGUAGAAACUAGUGCAGAUUACAUGUGUGUUUGCUUGUCAUAUAUCUCUCAUUAAUUACAAAAUGAAUAACUGGGAAUUAUCAUGGAAUGUAAUAUCUAAGGACAAAAUACCUAAACUGAAAUGUCAGCAAAGAUGAAUUUGUUUUUCAUAAAUUGACAAUUUUGGACCUCAAUUUCAUGGUAAAAAAUUCACAAAUUCUUGUUUACCUAAUAAUUGGGAAGACUAGAUGGGCCGAAUGGUUCCUAUCUGCCGUCAAAUUCUAUGUUUCAAUAAUCCAGAAAACGUUUUGCAUAAUGGUUCACUGAAUGCAUAUGAAUGAGUUGGUUUU